CUAACUCUUGAGCAAAUACAGUACUCGAAACCAUAUUUUCAGUUCGAACCUAAGUUUCAGUCGAAUUGCAAAUAUUUGCUCCAAACAAUCUUCCGCUCAAUCCUCGUCGCCAACAAAUUCACCGACGCGGGAGAUCUAUAAACUACCGCACCACCAUAGUUGACAAUCUAGGCUUCAAAUUGGCAUGAACUUAACGCCGAUUAUAUUUUAUACACACAAAUAAUACACAAGGGGGAGUGAUCUGUGUUUCAAGUAUGGGAGUGAAAUAUGCAUUUCAGUUGAUUCUUAUGCUCGCUUUGCUUUUCAAUGUCGCUCUCUGCAAAACGAUCAAGCGUGAUGUGAAAGCUCUUAAUGAAAUUAAAGCAUCUCUUGGGUGGAGGGUGGUGUAUUCCUGGGUCGGAGAUGAUCCUUGUGGGGAUGGGGGUUUACCUCCUUGGUCUGGUGUCACUUGUACUACUCAGGGUGAUUACAGAGUAGUUACUGCAUUGGAAGUUUAUGCAGUCUCUAUUGUUGGGCCUUUUCCUACUGCAGUCACCAAUUUGUUGGAUCUUACAAGGCUGACCAAUUCCACCUCAAAUUGGGCGGUUGAUUUCAAAACAGAAUAACAAGUUCUUAGCUUUCGCUUUAUUCUUGAGUUCAAGGGUUUAUACUAUACGAGGUCUGCGAUUGGCGUGUAUCAAAACUCUUGAGCCGGUGCUUUGGUUAGGGAGGAAGAGUAUUGUCGGUCUGAUAAUUUUGAUCACUAUUUCCAAUUCAGGUAACAUUGAUCAAGGACUCACCGACCUUGCAAAUAAAUCAGG
This is a messenger RNA of Daucus carota subsp. sativus, 800 nucleotides long. RefSeq lists its product as uncharacterized. The transcript is spliced from 6 exons. The record is from RefSeq and is a predicted model, not a curated record. The coding region runs from base 255 to 605 and encodes 116 amino acids. Lineage: Eukaryota; Viridiplantae; Streptophyta; Magnoliopsida; Apiales; Apiaceae.